AGUCAUCAAUUUUUCCCAAAUGUUAUGUCCAAAACAAGUACAAAUUGUGCCUGAAUAUGAAGGGGUCAAGGAGGAGCAUUAUGCUGACAGACUGAGUGACCGGUUGAGGAAGGAGGUGCUGGUUCCACUUCGAAAAGUGUUGGAGUUGCUUGAGGAGGUUUAUAUUGGUGCAAACAGGUGGGAUUCGAUUCCACAUAACAGAGUAGCCUCUGUAGCCAUGAAGUUUUACAAGGAGAAGUUCUUGAAGCUCGAUCCUGAAGGUUUCAAAAAGUACUUGGAAGAUGUUAAAUUCGGUUAAGAAACAAUCGCCACCGGUGCUUUGCUCCACCAUGAGAUUAUUAAAGCUUUGGAUGUUAA
Rubroshorea leprosula is the source of this 357-nucleotide messenger RNA. NCBI's taxonomy places the organism in Eukaryota, Viridiplantae, Streptophyta, Magnoliopsida, Malvales, Dipterocarpaceae. The record is from the annotation of a GenBank genome assembly.